Molecule: messenger RNA, 657 nt
Organism: Thlaspi arvense
Lineage: Eukaryota; Viridiplantae; Streptophyta; Magnoliopsida; Brassicales; Brassicaceae
Source: the annotation of a GenBank genome assembly
AUGGUGCGAUGUUUCGUAUUACACGAUGUCCAAUCACAAUGUCAACAUUAUGCGGGACAAAGAAAAAGAGAAAUAAUAAAUAAGCGUGAAGACGGCCUUCAUGGCUCUGAUACUGAUAGUGGUGACAUUCCUGAAACACAAGUUCCUGAGAUGCAAGAAGAGGAAGACAUAUAUCAUGUAACAGUUGAUGAUGAUACACCUCGUGUCAAUGAUGCGGUCCAAAAUCCCGCCCGAAGAGGCCAGCAACGAUCAAGGUUAAAUUUGCAGACAAACGCUAGACGUGGGAGUACUUCAGAAAGAUUAGGUCAAAUGUCACGACCUUCUACUGGUGGUGGUUCACGAGAAGAUCAGAGAAGACAAUCAUUUGAAACAACCAUACAAGACACUAAAGCUAGAUAUAUAGAGUUCCAACGAAAAAGUUUGCAACAACUUCACCCAGGCUCUGGACCAUCAUAUGGGAUUCCACAUUCAGGAGGAUUAUCAUCUGGCAGUCUAUCCUCUGUGGAUAACACUACAGGAGGAUUAUGGGCAUCAAAUGGUCAACAAUGGGGCACACCACCAAAUGCUCAACAAUGGGGUUCAUUCCAAGCUUCUCUACAAUGGGGAACACCACCAACUGCUCAACUGUGGGGCACACCACCAAAUGCUCAACAAUAG